This is a messenger RNA of Hemisphaericaspora subhashii, 1764 nucleotides long. RefSeq names its product DIP5. Gene Ontology annotation, biological process: amino acid transmembrane transport. Gene Ontology annotation, molecular function: amino acid transmembrane transporter activity. Gene Ontology annotation, cellular component: membrane. The transcript has a single exon. The record is from RefSeq and is a predicted model, not a curated record. NCBI's taxonomy places the organism in Eukaryota, Fungi, Ascomycota, Pichiomycetes, Serinales, Debaryomycetaceae. Bases 1 to 1764 code for a protein of 587 amino acids.
AUGACUGAUAAAUUGGAUGAAAAGAACUUUGACAGUUCUUCCGCUCCUAAAGAAUCUCAAGGACACGACUUGCAUUCAGUCAUCUCCCGUCACACAGUUGACUAUGACUUAUACGUUUCCAAAUCAAAUCCAUCUGGUAUUCAGAAUGUAGAAGGACAUCAAUUAAGACAAGCUUUAGAUUCUCGUCAUGUUAGUAUGAUUGCCAUUGGUGGUGCAUUGGGUACUGGUUUAUUAAUUGGUACUGGUUCUGCUUUAAAAACCGCAGGGGCUGGUGCUAUUUUAGUUGCAUACUCCCUUAUUGGGUUUGUUGUCUUUAUGGUCAUGAGUGGGUUAGGUGAAGUUGCAACUUUCGUUCCUUUGAAUGGUUUCGCUAAUUACUGUCAAAGAUAUGUCGACGAUGCUUUGGGGUUUGCUUGUGGUUAUGUCUAUUUAUUCAAAUAUUUGAUUUUACCUGCUAAUCAAUUAGUAGCCGGUUCCUUAACAGUCCAAUAUUGGGUGAGUGCAGAAAAGAUGAAUCCUGGUAUUUGGAUUACUAUUUUCCUUGUUAUUAUUUUGGCGGUCAAUUUAUUGGGUGUUAGAUUUUUCGGUGAAAUCGAAUUCUGGUUAUCGACUUUGAAAGUCUUGACAUGUCUUGGUCUUAUUCUUGUUCUUUGGAUUAUUGCUUUAGGUGGUGGCCCAUCAGGAGAUAGAAUCGGAUUCAGAUACUGGAAAAACCCAGGUGCCUUCCUUGAAUAUGCUGACGCAUCGAAGGGUCUCGUAAUUGACGGUUCCAAAGGUCGUUUUGUUGCUUUCGUUUCUGUUCUUGUCACUGCCGUUUUUGCUUUCUUAGGUACAGAAUUAGUUGGUAUUACUUUCUCCGAAACCAGAAACCCUCGUCGUUCCAUUCCAAAGGCCAUUAAAUUGACUUUCUACCGUAUUGUUAUUUUCUACAUCCUUGCUAUCUUCUGGUUGGGAAUGUGUGUUUCACCGAAGGAUCCACUCCUUCUUUCGGCAUCUGGUAAUACUGCUUCCGCCUCCCCAUUCGUCAUUGCCAUCAAGAACGCUCACAUUAAAGGAUUAGAUCAUGUUAUCAAUGCUUGUAUCCUUAUAUUCGUCCUCCUGGCUGCCAAUUCCGAUAUGUACGUUUGUUCAAGAACUGUCUACUCCCUUGCUGUUGCUGGCUAUGCACCAAAGUUUUUCACCAAGACCAAUGCACUUGGUGUCCCAUACUAUGGUAUUGCCCUUUCUUUUGCAUUCACCUUGUUAGCCUAUAUGACUGUUUCUUCUGGCGCUGCUGAAGUCUUUGGUUACUUUGUCAAUGUUGUCUCAUUAACUGGUUUAAUUGCCUGGUCAUGUGUUCUUACCAUUCACAUUCGUUUCAUGAAAGCAUUGAAGGCUCAAGGGUAUGACAGAAACACCGCCUUGGCUUACAGAUCUCCAUUCCAACCUUGGGGCUCUUAUCUUGCUUUGCUGAUCUGUAUCUUGGUUAUCUUCAUCAAGAAUUUCACCGUCUUCUUAGGUGAUAGUUUCGCUUACAAGAGUUUCAUCACUGGUUACAUUGUUCUUCCAAUUUUCUUGAUAAUGUACUUUGGAUACAAGAUUGUCUACAAGACUAAGAUUAUCAAACCAGAAGAAGUUGAUUUGGACACUUUCAGAGAUGUUAUUGAUGCUGAGUUUGAACAAUAUGAAGCUGAAGACGCUGAAAGAAAGGCUGUCAGAGAAGCUGAAGGUAUUAAAUAUGACAAGGAAUGGUUCUAUGAAAAAUUCCUUGGAUGGAUUUUCUAA